GACCCGCACUCAUGUGACCAUGAAAAAUAAAGUGUAAAAAUUUGUUGUAAGGGGAUCGGAUAGUGUUAGCAAAGUGUAGAUCUGUCUAUGGGGAGUCUAUAGACGUCCUGCUGAUCUGCCAGUGUUACUGCUGGAGAUGCCUUCCAACAAGUCAGUAUCUGAUGCCCCCAUCACCCAGUUCACUAACUGCAGGAUCCUGAGGGACCAUAAACUGCAGAGAGAAGAUUUAUGGGUGCGACAAGGGAGGAUCCUAAAUCCAGAGAAAUUAUUCUUUGAUGAAAAAGGAUCUGCUGAUACCCAGGUUGAUUGUCAGGGGAGAAUUAUUGCCCCUGGAUUUAUUGACACGCAAAUCAACGGGGGUUUUGGUGUUGAUUUUUCCCAACCAACUGAGAAUGUAAAAGAUGGGAUUUCUUUGGUUGGACGAAACAUUCUCUCUCAUGGAGUGACUUCUUUCUGUCCAACGCUUGUUACAUCUCCCUCAUCAUUGUAUCACAAGGUCAUUCCUCAGAUCUCUGUGAAGGAUGGUGGUCCAGAUGGUGCAGGUGUAUUAGGUGCCCAUCUAGAAGGUCCAUAUAUUAGCCGUGAAAAGAAAGGAGCUCAUCCUGAGCAAUGCUUACUCUCUUUCAGCGAGAGGGGUUUCGCCGAUCUCUUAGCCACAUAUGGUACGCUGGAUGGAGUCUGCACUGUGACCUUAGCCCCUGAGAUAUCUAAGAGUGAAGAGGUGAUAAAAGAAUUGGUUAAACGUGGGAUCUGUGUCUCACUUGGUCACUCAAUAGCAAAUUUAUCUCAAGCUGAGGAUGCAGUGACAUAUGGAGCCUCCUAUAUCACUCACCUCUUCAAUGCCAUGUUACCGUUUCACCACCGAGACCCUGGGAUUGUGGGGCUGCUAACUAGCGAUCGUAUUCCCUCAGGAAGGACUGUGUAUUAUGGAAUGAUUGCAGAUGGAAUACACACCAAUCCUGCAGCUCUAAGGAUCGCACACAGGGCACAUCCAAAAGGUUUGGUUCUUGUCACAGAUGCGAUUACAGCAAUGGGGCUGGGUCCUGGAAAGCAUAAACUGGGCCAACAGGAUAUACUGAUUGAUGGACUCAAUGCAUAUGUAGCGGGAACACAUACUCUGGCUGGCAGCAUUGCUACAAUGGAUAUGUGCGUGAGGCAUUUUCAUAAAGCCACAGGUUGUUCAGUAGAGCAAGCCUUGGAAGCAGCAAGCUUACACCCAGCACAGGUGCUUGGUCAGCAGCAUUGCAAGGGGACUCUUGAUUUCGGGACAGAUGCAGAUUUUGUGCUACUAGAUGACGGUUUGAAUGUCAAAGCUACAUAUAUUGCUGGAGACUUAGUAUGGGAAUAUUCCGUUUCCAAUUAGAAAUGAUCAAGCAUAAGAAGUUCCUGGUACCAAGUCAUACUGUGCCUUAUCUUUUGCCUGCUUGGUGACAUUCAUCAUCUUGUAUCUUAAGUGCAUGUCUUUUCCAUGGUCACCAAAUAUUAUCAAUGGUCUUGGUAAAGCUAGACAUAAGUAUGUCAUAAAAUUCUCCUUUUGGAUAGGGGACCUCAUUUGGUGGUGAAUGGAAUAUGAGUGGAGUCACCUUCACUUUAGAGAUGUUGGAAGAAGAGAUGGAUUAUGACAGGUGGAGUAGCGUGCACUGCUACACAGCAGUUUUCCAAAGUACAACAUAGUUUUGCUUUCUUAGAUCAUAUGGAAACUGCUAUUAUCCAAUAUUUUGAUAAAAAGGAUCCUGUAAAAGAACGCAUCAUAUUCUUCAUUUUCUCUUCACUCGUCAUUUUUCAAAGUACCAGGCAUGAACUACCGACCGUUUGUUUGGAUUCUAACAAACACAUGACGCUACUAAUUCCUAUGAAACUUAAACAUCUAACUUUGUUCCAUGGAGAUUAGACAUAGUUGUAUUACUUGAUAUGAAUAUUACUAAAAUAAAAUAAGAUACAACACCAAGAAAAAUACAUCUCUAAAUAGGUAUAGUCCAAAAUUUACUGAAGUGUAUUAUUUGUUAACCCAAAAUAUAACAACCGUAGUACAAAAGUCUUUAUUCCUGCUUCACAAAUCUGUAACGCUGCUCUCCAAUCUCUUAAAAAAUGCUCUGUAUUAUGCAACACACUUAAAGGGACAUUAAAUACUUUGACAUACAUUUUAGUGACCUAUGUAUCACUGUUCCUAAUUGGCCACAGCAGAGAAGGUAACCUAAGUUACAAGAUGGCAGCUCCCGUUGUUUUAUAGACACCAAACUUUGCACUUAAAUUGUCAAUAUUUAAAUAGCUGAUAACUUUAAAAAAUACAUCUACGUGUUAUUCUCAGACUAAUCUUUUCUUUGAAUGUAUCAUUCUAUCUAGCAUUUACUUAGUGUUUAAUGUCCCUUUAAGAAUUACUCAUCGAACUGUAACAAUAUCUUAAACUGUAUUAUCAUAGGCUAAGGGACAUUCCCUGUAGUUUUUGCACUUUAUAGCAGAACUAUUCCUGACCUGCACUUCCUGCAAAGGUCCAAAUUUUGCUUGAAUUUAAAGAAUUCAGAGAAUGUAAUUUUCAAUUACUUUUUCAAUGUUUCUUGAUUAUUUUACGUCUUAAUUUGUGUUAAUGUGCUAUCAACAAUAUAAUAAUAUAAACACUAUUGGUGCUGGUUAUGCUUUUUAAUAACUGAUAUACUGUUUUAACUUGGAUUCUUUAAAGCUGAGAAUACAUUUAUUGCUGCAUCCCAGAACAUUGCACAAUAACAUAGUGGGAUCAAUUAUAAAAUAAAAGCUUUUAGAAUUAAAUGGUCACUCAACAUUUUUUCUCCAAUGCAAUAGUUACUUUGCAGUGUAUCUAGUCAGUGUGUAAAUAAAAGAGCUGAAAUCAAAUUACAAA
Bombina bombina (fire-bellied toad) is the source of this 2854-nucleotide messenger RNA. It is a transcript of the gene AMDHD2, whose product is annotated as amidohydrolase domain containing 2. The record is from RefSeq and is a predicted model, not a curated record. Gene Ontology annotation, molecular function: N-acetylglucosamine-6-phosphate deacetylase activity. The transcript has 11 exons. Bases 137 to 1363 code for a protein of 408 amino acids. Gene Ontology annotation, biological process: N-acetylglucosamine catabolic process. NCBI's taxonomy places the organism in Eukaryota, Metazoa, Chordata, Amphibia, Anura, Bombinatoridae.